GGGGAGGGAGGAGGGCGGAAAUAUAGACAUUUCUGUCUUUAUAGAAAAAAAAAAAACCAGCUUCAUUUAACUCUGUUGUCUUAAAAAAAUGCGGGGACCAAUCUGCUUCUUGCAAUUUGAGUUGUGUGCCACAAUGCAUGAAUGAAUGAAUGGAUGUAUUUUCUCACUCUAUUGUCCCCCAUGAGUCAAAAAAAACCAACUCAAGAUUGUCCAAUGGACGUGCUUGAAGAUCCCUAUUUAAGCUUGCAGUUGUUUGCAAAUAAGCAGAGUAAACCCCCUUUAUUUUACUUUCUCUUUUCUACAUCUUAUUUUCCACCCAGAAACGUCCCCCCACCCCUUUAUUUUAUUAUUGACAUAUUAUCUAUGGCAACGACAGUGCUAUUCAAUCAACAACUUCAGCAGCCAGACUUACCGUAUUCUAUGCAGCCACAUGAUAACCUCGCUACAACAGCUGCUUCAGCUUCCUCCUUCCUCUUUGACUAUUUUCCAUUGGAAAUCUGCAACAGAAUUGCCGACUAUUUAUCAAAUAAGCAAAUAAGUGAAUGUCGGACCGUCUGCAGAGCUUGGCAUAGACUGUUCACUCCUUCACAGUACCGUCACAUUCAUCUGCGUGGACGAAGGCAGUUUGUUCAAUUUUAUCAAUCCGUCAAAAUGGAUAUAGUAGGCCAUUAUGUGCGGCGACUGUCUGUAGACAAUGUGUCCCUCACAAGAGAAGAGCUUCAUUCUUUGCCACUCUUAUGCCCCAACGUGGUCGAAUUUUCCUUUAACAAUAAACAAACCGUCGUCCCUGCCCUCGCGAGGCCAGUGACCUCUUCAGGCUAUUUUGAUGAGGAGGAGGAGCAGGAGCAGCAGGAACAGCAUCCGAUGGACAUAGAUACAAAUACAACAACAAAUACGUUCAUUGAAUGGAAACACUUGAAGCGGCUGACGGAAUUGAACGGCUUGACCGUUUUAAAUCAUCUGCUGCAAGCCCCAGAGACAGUGCUGUCCUCUUUAACUCAUUUAUCGGUGAGUUUGAAGGAGAGCAACGACAACAGCAACAACAGCAACAACAACAGCGGUAGCAGUAGCUCUCGUUUGAAACAAGAGUUCUUUACUGCUCUUUCCAAAGCGAGUCGUUUGAUUGAUUUAUCGUUGGAUGCGAUCACACUGACACUUUCAGAAAUGGAGAUGAUUCACACUGUAUGUCCUCUUCUCCAAACGUUACGCAUCACCAAUGUUCAUUUAGCACCUAUGGACAGCAGCAGCAGUAAUGAAGAGAAACGAUCGAUCAUAGCCCUCAACCCAUCUAUUCAGCUAGCCUAUACGAUGCGUGCAUUCAAAUACCAAAAUGGAGGCGACUUGUAUAUGAAUUACGAAUGGCUUUACUACAUUGCCCGCAAGUAUCCCCAAUUGGAGGAACUUGAACUCUGGUGUGAAUACUCUGUCGAUCUAGUCUCAGAUGAGUACGAUGCGGAAGACAGUGUUCGCCAACGAGAACUAGCCGAACGAUAUGCAGCAUUAACCCACAUCAUCUUAUCCUGCGGCCGAACGUUGACAUCACUCCAGUUGAUGCAUCUGCCUAUGAACGAAUGGCUCUUUGAAGCCAUGGAUCACAUGGGAACUCGGCUUGAGCAUUUCUCCGUCGGUGACAUGACAGAUCACACCCUGAAUUUACUCCAGCAUUUAGCGGCUUCUAAGCAGAAUGUGUCGAGCUUGACGGUAUGGGGCUGGCCCUCCCUUUGCCUACAAGAUACAAUGGAAGAAACGAUCCGUUGGAUAGGCCGUUGUAGCCAUCGAUUGCAAACAUUGACCUUUUCCAUGCGUUUCUCAGGCAUCAAGAACUUUCCGAUGCCUGUGGAUUUGCUGCUGGAUGUGUGCCCGCAGCUGACGUCUCUGACAUGCGAGGGUGUACAAGUGACGGCGAAUAGUGCAGACGUUUCCGUGAUGGCCUUCGCAAGGGAAGCACGGAGGACGGCGUCUGACGCGUUUCUGCGACCCUGUUUGAAAACGCUUGUCCUCAAGAACGGAUCGUUCCGGAAUGCGUUCUUUACCUACCUGUCUCUCCGCUGUCCUCGGCUGAAUGUAUUGGAAAUCACCUCCUGCACGCUCAUUGAUAGGGUCGCUUCGGACAUUAAAGUCAACAUGGACAUGCCUCACCAUUGCUUUCAACGGGUGAGCAUCGACUUUCUUCGUCCGCCAUCGCAUUACCACCAUAACAGUACACCGCAGGAUAUUCGUCUGUUUGAUGUGUCCGUGAAGGAGGAGAGGGAGGAGGACGCUCCCCCUCGUCGUCGUUUGUUAGAGCUGGUCAAUUACGAACGGUAUUCUCCUGAUCUUGAAUUUGACUAUAAGCAGAGGACAUUUGAAUUGACACGGCCCAUCCACUAUGUGGAUUACACAGAGCGUGGUUACUUACCGCCUGGAUUUGUCAUUGUUAUCAACUGCCAAAAGUUGAACGAACUGCAUAUUGGAAACAUUUGGGUCUCCUAAACAUCCAUUUUUUUUUACCUUGACAAUGAUGUGUCCAUACCUUACAUACCAUGAAUAAUAACUGUAUAUAUUCGCCUCUUUGUUUGCUUUUUACCCUUCGCUCUAUGUUGCUUGUUUCCCCCUCCCACACACACACACACACACUAUUCCCCUUUUUUUCUUGUUUUGCGCCAUCGCAUGUGGUUACCCUUACUUUUUCCAUAAUAAAAAAUUUGAUUU
This is a messenger RNA of Mycotypha africana, 2691 nucleotides long. RefSeq lists its product as uncharacterized. Gene Ontology annotation, molecular function: protein binding. The coding region runs from base 142 to 2472 and encodes 776 amino acids. Lineage: Eukaryota; Fungi; Mucoromycota; Mucoromycetes; Mucorales; Mycotyphaceae. The transcript has a single exon. The record is from RefSeq and is a predicted model, not a curated record.